AUGUACUCCGGACCUCUCGAUUACACGGACAACCGUGGAUUAUUGAGUUUACACAAUUGUGCAGAGGCAGAAGGUGCUAUACACAUUCGUCGUUUCGAAUUUCAAGUGCGCAUUCAGAACGCACCUGUCUGGCAUAUCGUAAUAAAACUUGUAUGA
Messenger RNA from Plasmopara halstedii, 156 nucleotides. RefSeq lists its product as uncharacterized. The record is from RefSeq and is a predicted model, not a curated record. Bases 1 to 156 code for a protein of 51 amino acids. Lineage: Eukaryota; Oomycota; Peronosporomycetes; Peronosporales; Peronosporaceae. The transcript has 3 exons.